This is a messenger RNA of Medioppia subpectinata, 732 nucleotides long. Lineage: Eukaryota; Metazoa; Arthropoda; Arachnida; Sarcoptiformes; Oppiidae. The record is from the annotation of a GenBank genome assembly.
AACUUUACGGGAAAAGUAGUGUUAAUAACGGGUUCGAGUUCGGGAAUCGGUGAGGGAAUCGCCAAACUAUUCUCCAUAUUAGGCGCUAAUGUUGUCGUCACCGGAAGGAAAGCCGCAGACGUCCAGAGAGUGGCCAAAGAAGUGUUGGAAUUAUCACCAAAAAAGCUAAAGCCGUUAGAAAUUGUGGGAGAUUUGACUAAAGCAGAGGACGUGACAAAACUGGUGGACAAUACUAUUAAAACAUUUGGCAAAUUAGAUGUAUUGGUCAAUAACGCCGGUAUAUAUCCCGAGUCAAACAUUACUAUGAAGAACCUAAUGGAAGUCUGGGACCAGACCUUCAAUAUCGAUUUGAGAGCCAUUGUAAACCUCAUCCAUCAAUCGGUUCCACAUCUGGAGAAGACUAACGGAACUAUUAUUGAUAUCUCGAGUAUCGAUGGCAUUGUACCGAAUGUGUAUGGGUUGGCUUACAGUCCAGCAAAAGCGGGGUUAGAUAUGUUGACUCGAGUACUGGCACUAGAGUUGGGCCCCAAAGGCAUUCGUGUUAAUACUUUAAAUCCCGGUCUUAUCAAUGUAUCCAAACUUGGUUUGGCUAACGAUGACAUCGAUAGAACACCGUUGGGACGUAUUGGCCAACCCCUGGACAUCGCCAAAGGGGUGGUAUUCCUGGCCUCAAGUGAUGCUAACUUUAUAACCGGUGCUAAUCUGGUAGUAGACGGCGGACUCAUCUAUGGA